Molecule: messenger RNA, 1539 nt
Organism: Talaromyces stipitatus ATCC 10500
Lineage: Eukaryota; Fungi; Ascomycota; Eurotiomycetes; Eurotiales; Trichocomaceae
Exons: 2
Coding region: 1-1440 (479 amino acids)
Source: RefSeq, a predicted model, not a curated record
AUGGGGGUGACUACGCGCCGACAAGCGCGCCGCCAAGCGCUCGGGUUACCCGGAAAUGAAGUCUCCUCACGGAACCGCACCAAGACCAUUGAGCAUCUCAGUCGUGACUCUCAGAUGCACGAUUCUGAGAGUUAUUUUUCUUAUAUACCACGUGAAUCUGUCGCAGGCCACUGGCUGCUGAAAACUGAUGAAUUUAAAUCCUGGGAACGAUUUCUGUGGAUCAAGGGCAAACCUGGCGCUGGUAAAUCUACUUUGAUGGAGCACAUUGCUCGGUUCACCGCUUAUCAGAUGCGCGAUCAAGCAACGGUGACGUUCUGCUCAGUCACUGAAAUAUACUGCGUCAUGCUUUAUCAGAUUCUACGUCGCAAUCCGGAGAUUGAUAGGAGUAUCAAGAAGAUUCAUAAUAAACGUUACUUAAAGUCUUGUUUGAAAACCGCAAUUACGAAGAUGUCCAGGCCAUUGAUAUGCUUCAUAGAUGCAUUGGAUUCUUGUUGGUCGGACGAACUUUCAGAAUUACUUGAUUUCUGUAAUAAUUGUUCAUCGUCCAUCAAAUUCUGUUUUUCGAGCCGGCAUUAUCCGUACAUCGCUGCUUACGAAGGUCCAACCGUGAUUUUAGAAGAACAGCAAGGUCAUUAUGACAAGAUUCAAAGUUAUCUGAAAAAUAAUUUACAGGACUUGGAGCGUUUAGUCCCAGAGAUGCGCGAUUCUCUCAUUGACGAAAUAGUGCAAAAAUCCUCCGGAUGUUUUCUCUGGAUAGAAAGUCUAAUUAAUCUAUGGGAGGAAAAACAAAUAUCCGACUUCCGAAUCGCAUUGGACGACGUGUUGCCAGAAAUGAAACAAUGCCUGGAAGAUAUCGUGAAUAGACCAGAAAUGAAAGCAUGUUUCGAAGGUGUUGUGAGGGGAACCUACUUGGAGUUUUUGCGGUGUGUCCAAUGUGUGAUGCAUGCUAAACGUCCGCUAAAUAUGGAGGAAUUAUUUUUUGCAGUCCUCUCUGGGUUGCCUGACCGAUCCAAUCAGCCUUCAACAUGGACCAAGCCAGAGGUAGAAAAAUUCGUUGUCACCAAUUCAAGAGGUCUCGUGGAGUUGGAUAAGUCUUCUGGCUCCAUUCGAUUCAUUCAUCAAACAGUACCGGAAAUCCUACGUCAAAUUUUUGAGGAGAACGGUAUUACAUAUGAUUAUUUCAAGGCCCAGGAAUAUAUGAGACAAAGCUGUGAGAACUACCUUAGCCGGCCUGGUUCGCUCACGCCUUACAUCAAAUCUUCGACUUUGUCUGGGUUCAUACAUGCUAAAUUUCCUUUCGUGCGGUAUGCUCUGGAAUCUCAUGACCACCAUAGCCAGGCAGCGACGAGUGUAAAGUAUCAAGGUCACUCAACCUGCGACAAAAUGACUGAUGGUCAACUCUUGGUUGCAUGGUAUUCGGGCCAAACACACCUAAAAUGAAAAUAGGAUAGUACAGUAUUAAAAGAUAAAAACCCAAAUGCAAGGGAUGUUCGAGUGGAAGGUUCUGGUAAAAUGAACUAUGGACUGUUUUCCUGUGAU